Messenger RNA from Gloeophyllum trabeum ATCC 11539, 2544 nucleotides. RefSeq lists its product as uncharacterized. The annotation marks the transcript as partial. The transcript is spliced from 8 exons. The record is from RefSeq and is a predicted model, not a curated record. Lineage: Eukaryota; Fungi; Basidiomycota; Agaricomycetes; Gloeophyllales; Gloeophyllaceae.
CCCCCUCUACCAUCUGGCAGUUCGUGGGCACCUUUCCAAAAUAAAACUGCUUUUGAGUUGGCGGACUUCCUGUUUACCAAGGAACAAAUGUCUGCUAAGAAGAUUGAUGCCCUCUUGAACAUAUGGGCAAGGGACGCAGCCGAAUAUGGUGGUGAUUCACCAUUUCAUGAUGCACGUCGACUUUACAAGACUAUAGAUGCCACGGUAAUGGACGAUGUCAAAUGGGAGUCAUUCACGGUGAAGUAUACUGGGUCUCAGCCUCACAGAGACGUUCCCAGCUGGAUGACAGCAGGCUAUGAGGUCUGGUACCGUGAUCCACUCAAGAUGGCCCGACAAAUGCUGGCAAAUCCGGACUAUGAAAAUGAAAUGGAUUACUGCGCCAAGCAAGAGUUUAUGCCGGAUGGUCAAAGACGGUUGAAAGAUUUCAUGUCUGGGGACUGGGCAUGGAGACACUCAACCAAGAUUGCUGAGGAUCCGACUACGCAUGGAUCUGCCUUUGUCCCGGUGAUCCUUGGAAGUGACAAGACCACUGUCUCUGUCGCAACCGGAGACAAUGAAUACUACCCUCUCUAUAUGAUGCUUGGUAAUCAUCAUAAUUCUGUGCAACGGGCCCAUCGCAAUGCCUGUGUUGUGAUUGGAUUCCUAGCCAUCCCAAAAACGGAUCGGCGGCACAAAGAUGAUGUGAAGUUCCGCAAAUUCCGGCGACAGUUAUUUCAUACCUCCAUCUCGAAGAUACUUGAGAGCCUCAGGCCUCAUAUGACUAUCCCAGAGGUGACGUUCUGUGCUGACGGCGCAUUUCGUCGCAUUAUAUAUGGACUUGGGCCAUAUAUCGCAGACUAUCCGGAGCAAGCACUCCUUGCCUGCAUUGUGAAAGGGUGGUGUCCGAAAUGUACGGCUCGGAGGGGUAAUUUGGAAGGGGAUGGUCCCAGUACAUGGCGAUCAUGCGAGCAUACAGACUUGCUUGUCGAGACACUGGAUCUGGGUGUGUUGUGGGAUGAGUAUGGAAUUGUUGGCGAUAUUGUGCCAUUCACAAAUGAUUUCCCCCGUGCCGAUAUCCACAAGCUGCUAUCUCCUGACCUUUUACACCAACUAAUCAAAGGCACAUUUAAGGAUCACUUGGUGGAGUGGAUCAGCGACUUCCUCAAAAUCAAACAUGGGGCUGCGGGUGCAGAGGUGGUGCUAGCAGAAAUUGACCGACGCAUUGCAGCUGCGCCACCCUUUACGGGUCUCAGGAGAUUUCCUGAAGGUCGUGGUUUUAAGCAGUGGACAGGCGAUGAUUCGAAGGCUCUGAUGAAGGUAUACCUUCCUGCUAUUGACGGGUUGGUCCCCACUGAGAUUGUGCGGACAAUGCGGGCCUUCCUGGAGUUCUGUUAUCUUGCUCGUCGUGAUCUCCACACCCCUGAGACUCUAGACCAUCUCAAAGAAGCCAUGGAACGAUUUCAUGAUUACCGAGGAGUUUUUGAGGAAGAAGGAUUUCGAGUGGACAGUUAUUCCUUGCCAAGACAACACUCUGUCAGGCACUAUUAUGACUGCAUUUGGGAAUUUGGCGCUCUCAAUGGCCUAUGCUCUUCAAUUACAGAGUCUAAGCAUAUCAAAGCGGUGAAGGAGCCCUGGCGCCGCUCCAACCGAUUCGAAGCAUUGGGGCAGAUGUUGAUUACAAAUCAGCGUCUGGAUGGACUUUCAGCUAGCCGUGUUGACUUUGUCAACCGAGGGAUGCUUGAAGAUGUUUCAACAGGUAUUUCUGCUUCCCUGUUGUGCACCCAGAAUAACAAUAAUGGUGCUCCAGUUGCAAAACAGUCCCUCCAGCGGCGUCUAGAUGACGGUGCCCCAGUUGGGCACCAGCGUAUAUCAGACUUGCAUCUCGCUCCAUGGCACGGCUUCGCUAAUGUUUCCUCAGUGCGGCAGCACUCUUUAAACCCUGCUUGCUUCCCUUCCAACAUGACCCUGCCAACACCAACUUUCAGCGCCCUCCUACGAGGAUUCCUUCGUGACCAAAUCAACACGUCCAAUCCACUAUCACACCUUGCAGAGUUACCAGCUUUUUCUGACCCAAUCUAUAUCCACCACUCCGCUGCUGCUACAUUCUAUGCCCCUAGCGAUUUAUCAGGGAUUCAAGGGAUGCGCCGUGAGCAUAUCCGUGCCACACUGUCUUGGCGCAAGGGUGCUCCUUGCUUUGACUGCGCCUUUGUUAAACAAACCAUACAAGAUGAAGAUUCACCCUCUCCACCCUUCGAUGUUGCAAGGAUCUUUAUGUUUUUCUCCUUCAAGUUUGGUGGUAAGCAAUACCAAUGUGCACUCGUCCAUUGGUUUGAGUGGGUGAACAGUCAGCCGGAUGAGGAUACAGGGAUGUGGGUGGUUGACCGUGGUGCAGGCAGUUGGGGCAGUCGCCCUGCUUUGUCGAUCAUCCCAAUACACCACAUACUCCGUGCUACCCACCUUAUCCCGAUGUAUGGGAGAACAAAUAUUCCUCAUGAUAUCAGUGCUGUAGAUAGUUUGGAUAGGUUCCGUCUAUUCUAUGUUAACAAGUAUGCUGACCACCACAGC